This is a messenger RNA of Colletotrichum orchidophilum, 1629 nucleotides long. RefSeq lists its product as uncharacterized. NCBI's taxonomy places the organism in Eukaryota, Fungi, Ascomycota, Sordariomycetes, Glomerellales, Glomerellaceae. The transcript has 2 exons. Gene Ontology annotation, cellular component: nucleus. The coding region runs from base 1 to 1629 and encodes 542 amino acids. The record is from RefSeq and is a predicted model, not a curated record. Gene Ontology annotation, molecular function: zinc ion binding.
AUGAAUGCUACCAAACGAAAGUUCAAUGCCCUCAUCCAGGGUAUGGGCCGAUCCUCCGCCUCUACCAAAUCAAACGACUCCACGAGCUUGCCUGCCGAAUCUCCUCGCCCGUCGACGACUUCUCUCCAGCCCUUCAACACGAACUCUACAAACACGAACACAACGACCGACACCUCUACCAAACCGAGCAUGUCGAUUGAAGAAGACAUCUUGUUGAAGCGCCGGCGUCUGCAAGCGCUGACGGAGAAGAAUGCCGCUACGAUCAACAGUUCACCCUCGAUCCGUGCCACGGGAGGGGGUGCAGCGACGACCUUCUCGCACGUGUCGCUGAAGAAAUGGGUUCCUAGGUCUGCCAAUGUGACGGAAGUAAAGCACGCUCCGAAGUUUGCACCCAGCGACCGGAACGAGCUUCUCAAGCGGCUAGCAUCGUUCCAAGAGAUCACGGACUGGACUCCUAAGCCUGACGCGGUGAACGAAGUCGAAUGGGCGAAGAGAGGAUGGGUAUGCCAGGGGAAGGAUCGUGUACGGUGUACACUCUGCAAUAAGGAGCUCGUUGUGAAGCUGAAUAAACGCGAAGUUGACGGCAAGGAGGUACCCGUCCUUGUGGCGUCGGACGUCGGUAGGUUCAUGGUUGCCGGUCCUCACUGCUACUCAGAACUGAUUGGUGAAGCAGAGGAAGCGCUGAUAGAUAGGUACUCGGAUCUUGUUGUCACGGCACACCUGGAGGAAUGUUUAUGGAGAAAACAGGGGUGCGAUAAUUCGCUCCUCCGGCUAUCUCUAACCAAUGCCAAGAUAAGUAUGGAGGCAUUACGAACACGCUACGAUGAGCUCUGUGCAAGGAAACCUUUUCUCCCCUACGAGUUCAACUUGAGGCUUCCAGAGGGUCUCAACAUCGACAGCGUGCUGAACCAAUUACCUGAAGACUUCUUUACAAGCCCACCACCAUCCAAGGACUCUCCGGAUCCAAAGGAACCAAACAGAGUCGCUUUGACCCUGGCAAUGAUGGGUUGGCAGGGCCUCACGAACCCCCGUAUUGGCGCAGUGCCAAAUUCGGCAUCCUGCCACACAUGCUUACGACGUCUGGGCCUAUGGAUGUUCAAGAGUAAGGAGGUCAGCGCCGACGGCGAGAUACUCGUCCCUGCGCCAAUGGACCACCUCGAUCCAGUCAAGGAGCACCGCUUCUUCUGUCCCUGGAAGAAUCCCGUGGCGCAACGCCUAGGUAGCGCGAAGCCCGGGUCAGAGGCGAACAUGGCGGCUUGGAAGUGCUUGGCACAGGUCCUGAAGAACGACGCCUACCUACGCGGAGCGCUCGAGGACCGGCCGAAGAACAGGUCCACGUGGCAUAACAGAGGCGCCUCGGUACCUUCGACGCCGGUUCGUAGAGGUGUUGCGACGCCCUCGACACCAGGGGGUUAUGACUUACCGAGCGCUGCUACCGAGCUAGCAGCCGACGAUGACGAAAAGUUGAGGGAAGCGAAGGACAAGGAGCGCUGGGCUCGUUUGAGGAGGGUGAAGAGUUUAUUCGAGUCGAAAAAUGCGAAGAAGAUUCGUCGGCAGCUUAGUAGACCGGGCACGGCGCGUUCGACGGUCUCGGGCGCAGGAGAGGAUAAGGAGAAGGAUAAGGAAUAA